Molecule: messenger RNA, 1313 nt
Organism: Verruconis gallopava
Lineage: Eukaryota; Fungi; Ascomycota; Dothideomycetes; Venturiales; Sympoventuriaceae
Exons: 6
Coding region: 1-1308 (435 amino acids)
Source: RefSeq, a predicted model, not a curated record
AUGGGCGGUGGGCUGCACCCACCGCUCUCAGUGAUCCUUUCAUGGCCACCGUCCAACUAUGUCGAUCCAGUAACACAUGGCCAUGGUGUAAUAGUAAUGGAAGGUGUAUUACUCGGGUUGUGCUACUUUAUUGUUGCGUUGCGAGUAUACACUCGUCUUUUUCAGGCCAAGAACUUUGGCCUCGAUGACGUCCUGAUAAUGUUUAACCUGAUCCCUUUGACUGGACUUGCUGUUUGUCUCAUACUUGCUUUCGCAAGAUAUGGUUGGGAUAGACACAUUUGGGAUAUUCCACCUCAGAAGAUGGUCGCUGCUAGGAAAGUUGCUCUGUCUAUUGAGAUCACCUAUCUCAUAUCGACCUGCACCACAAAGAUAUCCAUUCUCUUGUUCUAUCGCCGACUAGGAGGAUCUGUUUCAAGGAGGUUUCGAUACUGCAUUUACUUUGCUAUUGGCUUUGUCAUAGUGAACGGCCUCGUCUUUUUUGUCGAUUCCUUUGUACAAUGCCGCCCAUUAAGCGCAUUCUGGAACCAAGGCAACAUCUACUGGGUUGCGGCUAACCAAGGCGAUUGGCACUGUGGUGACGAAGCAGCCACCGUAGUGUGUGCAAGUGUAAUAAGCAUGCUUCAAGACUUCAUUGCAUGCCUGUUACCGAUGGCGUUGUUCAGAAAGCUAAAGAUUGCAAGGAAGAAGAAAAUCGCCCUCGGGUGCAUAUUUGGAGUUGGCUUCUUCCUUUGCAUUUGCGGUAUGCUACGCAUGAUCACAACGGUCAAAGUAUACUACCAGACGUACGAUCUUACCUGGGAGUCGCUCCAAGUGUGGAUAUGGACAGGAAUUGAAAGCCACAUGGCCAUUGUGUGUGCCAGCUUGCCAGCCUUAAAUCACUUCUUCCGAAAUGUUCUCAAAGAUGAGACGCUCACGAGUGGAAUACGGUCAUGGUCAAACAAAUAUAGCAAAAGUUCGAGCGGAAGCAAGAGCAAAGACUACGGUCAUGGAACUUCGCAAUCAAGUAGCUUGCCAACAAAUGUCCCUUGGAUGUCCUCAGAUCCGAAGAUGGGGGUAAUUGUGACGAAAAGUGUGCAACUAGAAGAAGUCAUAUGCGACAAAAAGUACAAUCUGCGUAAUUCAGACUUGGAAAGUGCAGGCGAUCAAUGGACACAAGGUGUCAACUUCGUCGAUCAGGAUUCUUAUGUUCCGAGGUCGUCAAACACCUGGCUUGAGGAUGAAACUUCUUCUGGAGAAGAGAGGGUCGAGGCAGCCCCUCAGCCUACCAGAAAAUAUUCUGGCUUUGCAGAUUUGCGCAGGCUCUAUUAAUAAAC